This is a messenger RNA of Macrobrachium nipponense, 6453 nucleotides long. RefSeq names its product transcription elongation factor SPT6-like (gene Spt6). The record is from RefSeq and is a predicted model, not a curated record. Gene Ontology annotation, cellular component: transcription elongation factor complex. Gene Ontology annotation, molecular function: nucleosome binding; DNA binding; histone binding. Bases 26 to 5599 code for a protein of 1857 amino acids. Gene Ontology annotation, biological process: transcription elongation-coupled chromatin remodeling; nucleosome organization; transcription elongation by RNA polymerase II. The transcript is spliced from 12 exons. NCBI's taxonomy places the organism in Eukaryota, Metazoa, Arthropoda, Malacostraca, Decapoda, Palaemonidae.
UUUCAGGAAACUUAAGUCAGUAACAAUGUCGCAUUUCAUGGAUUUAGAAGCUGAAGAGAGUGAGGAUGAUGAUGCAGAGUACAAUGAAAAUGAAAAAAAAAUGUUGAAGAAGUUAAAAACAUCAAAGGUUGUGGACUCUUCCGAAGAAGAAGAAGACGAUAAUGAAUCAGAAGAAAAUAAAGGCUUUAUUAAUGAUGACGAUGAGGAAGAUGAUGAUGAUGCUGGCUCUGAUUCGGAUAGUGAUGGGGACACCAAAGGUAAACGACGGAAGAGAGACGAUGACGACGACGAUGAUCUGAAUGGGGAUAAUCUGGAUGAUGAUGAUUUAGAUCUCAUUGAAGAAAACAUUGGUGUAAAACUCGACCGGAAAAAAAAAUUCAAACGACUGAAGAUUGAUGAUGAAGAUUCAGAUGUUGAGGUAGAUGUCCAAGGCCAGAUUAGGAGAGACCUGUUUGAAGGAUCUGGAGAUGAAGAGGACGAAGGUGGGACAGGGUCCCAUGCACCACAGCAGCAUGAAACAUAUGCCUCAGAGGAAGAAGAUGAAGAUUCUGACGGUGAAGGCAACUUCAUUGUGGAUGAUGAUGGACAGCCCAUCUCCAAGCCUAAAAGGAAAGGAUUGGGUGACGAAGGCCUGGAAGCUGCCCGUGACAUUUUUGGUUGUGACUUCGAUUAUGGAGAAUUCGAUCAGUAUGAAGACUGGGAGGAAGGUGAAGAGGACGAAGAAGAUGAAGAUGAAGACUAUGAAGAUGAUGAUGAGGAUGGUAGAGAACGUCGUCGUUCUCGUAAGGAAAGAAAGACAGUGAAGAAGUCGAUCUACGAGGUAUUCGAGCCUAUUGAGUUGGAGCGUGGCCAUCUUACUGAUCAAGAUCAACAGAUUAGGAAAUUGGACAUACCAGAAAGAUUCCAAUUAAGACAGAUUCCAGUAACACGAACUAGGAAUGAAGGAGAUGAUAGGGCUUCUGAUAAGGAGCUUGAUCAAGAGGCCAAAUGGAUUUAUCAUCAUGCUUUCUAUAAGCCUUUUAUUUCUAAUCAGGAGGGACGAGAAGAACGCCGACAUCGUCGUGAUUUCAACAUGAUCAAAAAGAUCUACAAUGCCCUGGAUUUGAUGAGAAAUUCUACUUGUGAAGUUCCUUUCAUUGCAUUCUAUAGGAAAGAGGAAGUCCAGCCGGAAUUGAAUAUCCAUGAUCUCUGGAAAGUCUAUCGUUGGGAUGAAAAGUGGUGUCAGUUGCAACGUCGGAAGGAAAAUCUUCGAACUACUUUCCAAAAGAUGUCAGAGUACCAAGGAGAUAUUAUUAUGAAAGACCUUGAUGCUCCAUUGCCAGAUUCUUUCCGUAUGCUGAGUGAAGAAGACAUUGAGAGGAUAGAGGAAAUUGAGACAUCAGAGCAAUUCAAUGAUUGCUACAAACAGUUUCUCUUGUAUUAUGGGAAGGACCAAGCUGAAAUGCGGGCACAUAUCAAGGCAAAACAGAAAGAAAAGAGUAGUACAACUCGAGUAACAAGAACAAUUAAGGUAAUGAAAAAAGUCAAAAGAAAAAAGAAGAAAAAGAAGAACUUGAUCAUAGAGGAUGAUGAUGAAGAUGAAGCGGAAAAUGACAAGGAAAAAGAAAGUUCCGAGGCAGACGGAGAAUCGGGAGAUAAAGAAAAGGAUGAAGAUAAGGAGAAAUCUGAAGAUGGUGCUGACAAAGAAAAGAGUGAAGGGGAUGUGGAGAAAGAUAAAGAAGAUAAGGAAAGUGAAGACAAUGAUGUGGACAGUACCAAGAAAGGAAAAUCAAAAGAUGAUGAUGAUGAUGAUACAGAAUCAGAGGAAGAAGUGGAGACAGAGGUUGAGGAGGAAGUUGAAGAUGAAGUUCAGGAGCCAGAAGAAGAUGCAGAAGACUUGAAGAAGGCAGUUCGUCGUCAUGAAUAUGAAUUAUUAAGAAAAGCAGGUAUUGACAGUUUGGCCAAAAAGUUUGGUCUCACUCCUGAACAGUACAGUCAUAAUGUUCGAGACAGUUAUCAACGUUAUGAUGUUGAGCAGUGCCAAGAGGAGCCUUUGAAGGAAGCAGAAAAAUAUAUUAAUAAGAUGUGUAGUACUCCAGAAAGGGUGCUUGAAGCAGCCGUCAGGAUGGUUGGUUGGCAGUUGGCCUGUGAACCUUUAGUGCGGAGAAGUAUCCGCGAGACCUAUUUUGAAAGGGCUAAAAUCAAUAUCAGACCAACUCCUCAUGGCAAGAAGUUGAUAGAUGAACAUCAUCCUCUGUAUUCACUUAAAUAUGUGACUAGCAAACCUGUGACAGAUUUACAAGGAGACCAAUUCCUACGCCUAAAGUGUGGUGUUGAAGACAAGCUAGUAACAGUUACCUUUGCUGAUACUGUGGAAGGCAAUACUUCAAGGAAUUAUUUAGAUGAACUGAAGCAGCUCUAUUAUCGUGAUGAGUUUUCUAAAAUAGUACAGGAUUGGAAUGAAUUGAGAGGUAGAGCUGUAACUUUUGCCUGUAAACGUGUUAUUGAGGACUUGAAAAGAGAACUUUCCCAGCGAUUGUUAGAGGAAGCAAAACUUCAUGUUAUUGAACAAUGUUGCAGUAAACUUUACAACUGGAUCAAAGUAGGUCCUUAUAACCCGGGUGAUUUUACAGAUGAAGAUGAAGAUGACUGGGACACUUCAAAAGGGUUCCGUGUGUUUUCAAUUGCUUAUGUUCCAGAUUUGUCCCAGGCUGCCUUUGGUAGCUGCAUUGACAUAGAUGGGGAUUGUUGUGAGUACAUUCGUCUCCCUCACCUGCUCAAACGACGUGAUGCUUACAAUGAACGAGAUGCCAUGGCCAAAGAAAAUGACAUCCGUAGAAUACAAGAUUUUAUAAUGCGCCGUAAACCACAUGUUGUGGCAGUAAGUGGUGAGUCUCGAGAAGCUCUUAUGGUGCAGGAAGAUUUGAUCCAAAUUCUGAAAGAUUUAGAAGAGCAGGAACAAUUUCCGAAAAUUAAUGUUGAGAUUAUUGAUAAUGACUUAGCUGAUAUUUAUUCCAUAUCCAAGAAAGGUGAAGCAGACUUCCUUGAUUAUCCUCCUUUACUCCGCCAGGCAAUAUCUAUUGGUCGCAGAGUUCAAGACCCAUUGAUUGAAUUCUCACAGCUUUGUAACCAUGAUGAUGAGUUGCUCAAUUUAAAGUUCCAUUCUCUGCAGUCACAAAUAACAGACGCUGAACUUCUGGAUGCACUGUACAUAGAAUUUGUUAAUCGCACAAAUGAAGUUGGUGUAGAUUUGAAUCGUGCUGUGGCUUAUCCUUAUACACAAAAUCUAGUGCAAUUCAUUUGUGGGUUAGGUCCACGAAAGGCAAAUCUUCUCUUGAAGACAAUGAAGCAGAAUAACCAGCGUCUUGAAAAUAGAAAUCAAUUGGUUGUGAACUUCCAUAUGGGUCCAAAAGUAUUUAUUAACUGUGCAGGUUUUAUAAAGAUUGAUACAAACGCCUUGGGUGACAGUGAAAAUUAUAUUGAAGUUCUAGAUUCUACAAGAAUUCACCCAGAAGCCUAUGACUGGGCUAGAAAGAUGGCUGUCGAUGCCUUAGAGUAUGAAGAUGAAGAAGGCAAACCAGCUGAAGCUCUAGAAGAGAUUUUGGAAACUCCCGACCGCCUUAGUGAACUUGACCUGGAAGCCUUUGCUACAGAACUUCAGAAUCAGGGCUUUGGCAAGAAAAACACCACCUUGUAUGAUAUCAGGCAUGAGUUGAAUUAUAGAUACAAAGACUUCCGAACCCCAUAUCAAUCUCCAACUGCAGAUGAAGUCUUUAAUAUGCUGACUAAAGAGUCACCUGAAACCUUCUAUGUAGGGAAGUUGGUGCAAGUGACAGUAACUAACUUUCUUCAUAGAAAACCACGUGGAGAUCAACUUGACAAUGCAAAUCCAGUCAGAAAUGAAGAUACUGGCCUCUGGCAGUGCCCUUUCUGUUUGAAAAAUGACUUCCCAGAACUCAGUGAAGUGUGGAAUCACUUUGAUGCGGGAGACUGUCCAGGUCAAGCAAUAGGUAUAAGGGUGCGUCUAGAUAAUGGGAUUUCUGGCUUUAUCAACAUAAAAAAUUUGUCUGAUAAGACUGUCACGAAUCCUGCUGAAAGAGUAAAGAGAAGGGGUCUUGUUUUAUGUCGUAUCAUGAAAAUUGAUCCUGAAAAGUUUUCAGUUGAACUUACUUCUCGUACGUCAGAUUUGCAGGAUCGUGACAACAAGUGGAAAGCACCAAAAGACCCAUACUAUGACCUUCAUUUAGAAGAGGAAGAUACAAAUGUUGAUAGACAAAAGAAAGAGAAGAGAAAAACCCAAUAUCAGAAACGUGUCAUUGCUCAUCCUGCCUUCCGUAAUAUUGAUUACAAUGAAGCAGAAAAAGUGAUGCAACAACUUGAACAGGGAGACGUCAUCAUUAGGCCAUCUAGUAAGGGAAAUGAUCACCUUACUGCUACAUGGAAAGUUACUGAUGGUAUUUGUCAGCAUAUUGAUAUUUUAGAACAGGACAAACAAAAUGAUUUCUCCUUGGGUCAGAAGCUAUGGAUUGGCAGUGAAGAGUUUGAAGACUUGGAUGAAAUCAUUACUAGGCACAUUUUACCAAUGGCAAGCAAUGUACGUCAGAUUUUAGAAUAUAAAUACUACAAGGAAUCUAUAAUGGGCAAUAAGGAUAAAGCAAAGGAGUUCUUGUUUAUGGAAAAGAAAAAGAGUCCAAAGAACAUACCUUAUGUUUUCUCUGGCAGGAAAGAUCUCCCAGGAAAGUUUAUGCUGUCAUAUCUACCUAGAGAUGUGGUUAAACAUGAGUUUGUCACUGUUAAUCCUGAAGGUUUUAGGUUCAGAGGAAAACUGCAAUACUCAAGCUUAGCUGGGCUUUUGAAGUGGUUUAAAAUAAAUUUCCGCAGAGCCAUUCCAACAACUCCAGGUAUGGUGUCAACACGUACGCCUUACAUGACAGGAACAACUCCAAACAUAAUGGCAGUUGAUCCUUCAACAAUUCAGAAAGUGGCUCAGAACCUCAAUCCUCACAUGUUGCAUAAUCUCUCCCAGGCAGCCACAAAUACUCCAUAUGGUGGCCAGACCCCAGGUGCCUUCUCUCAAGGAUAUUCUAACUAUGCCAACACACCUUAUACACCAUCUGGUCAAACGCCUUUCAUGACACCAUAUACUACGCCUGGUCCAUCUAACACCCCACGUUAUGGAGGAUCACAAACCCCAUCCUAUAACCCCGGAAGUCGAACUCCAUCUCAUCGUCCAUCUGGUGGAAUGACUCCUCAACAUUCACGAUCAGCGCCCUCUGCCAGCUCCCGCUCAGACCAAAUGGAUUGGAAAAUGGCAGCAGCUGCUUGGGUACAAGCUAAAGGAGGCAGUAGUAGUAAUGUUGGAAGAACGACUCCCAGACAUCAUGAUGCUGGUAGAACUACACCACGUUACAUGGAGUCUCGUGAUAAUAGGUAUCAGUCAAACUCUGGGUAUUCUGAAAGUGCAGGUCGUCACACACCAAGAUAUGGGGAUCGUACACCAAGAUCAUACCAUGAUUAUGAUAAUCCUAGGGCAAACUCUGCUCGCUCAACCCCUAAAACUAUCCAUUCUCCAACUAACAUGAGUAUUGGUGGUGACCAAACUCCUCUUUAUGAUGAGUAGAUCAGUAAUAUACUGAAUGGUUUUCAGUCCAUGCUUUUUAUUUCAUGCAAAUUGCUGUACAUGUUGAGCAUGUUAUCAUAUUCAAUUCUUUUUGUAAAAUAAAUUACUUUGGAUCAUUUAGUUGGCUCUUUUUGUAAGUGGAAACUUGCUGAAGAAUGGUGUUAUUCCUUUUCUUGAAUUAUAACCAUUCAUGUGUUUCCUUGUUUUUGUAAUUGUUAAUUAUCCCUAAAACUCUGUGUAGCUGGAAGGAAAAUAGUUUACUAUCUCAUGAAUAUCUUUUAUUUAGCAGGUGGAAAAAUAGUUUUCAUCAUAGUUUAUUAGAUCAGAUCUGUACAGCUAACUGCUUUGAGUGCAUUGUGAGAAACUACAUGUACUAUACACAUACUAUCAAGUUGAGUGGUAAUACCAUUUGCAUAAAAGAGUAACAUAUGAAGAUAAUGAAACUACCUUGCACUAGUUUAGGGUAAUUUUGAUAGCUCUUUGGGAGUAGUGUCAGUUUUCAGUGGAGACCAUGCAAGUCAUAUUAGAAAGUUGAAGCCUGUGCAGGCCUGCUGUGGUUGAGGGGUAUGCCAACAUGCCAGCUUGGUUACGUUUGUGAUAUAAAUACUGGUUAGAAAUUUUGGGCUUUUGUAACGUACUCGUGGAAUAAAUUUGAAAUUAUCAAUGACAGCCAAUGCUUGUUUCUGUUACAAGACUUAUACAGCACCCAUAGCAUUUACCAAUAUGUGAAGGGGUCACUGUGUCUCAUUUAGAAAGCUCAAAAUUUAUGUAAAUGGUUCAUAUAGAUAAGUUGUUGCAUAUUGAUCCCCAUCUUAAGCUGCUACCUAAAAAAAAAAAAAAAAAAAAAAAAAUAA